UUACAGAAAUAUUUGUGCAACGAAUCGUUUGUUUCAAUAUCGAGUUGCUGAACCUUGUUGUUCUAGCAGACGAUACCCGUAAACAGUGGUGAGGUAGUAAUCCGUCAUGUUUUGCAGCACGAAUUCGAAAGUCUUGUUACAUAAGUAGAAACUUUGCAUUGAAAGGUCUCUUACUACGAGACAGCAAUGGCACUAGUUCUUCAAAAUUAUACCCGUUGGUUUAUGUCUACUAUCAAACUUGCAUCACGGGUUAGUAGGACAGGCAAAACUAAAAGGUGGUGUAGCCAUGAUAGUACCCCUCCUAGCCCACAAUUCGGCCAUUCUGUGAUUCUACUUCAAGACGGAUUAAACAUUGAAGAACUGCCUAUUGCAGUAAGAAGAGCCAAUAAUCAAUUUCUACAGAUGAGAUUGAAAAGUAAUUUUGAUGUCCAGAACAAUUCUACGUCAACAAGAAUCAUUUCUUCUGAUUCCAUCUUCAAAAACUGUCAAAAUCCUGAAGCAGUAUUUUCCAAAUUGGAUGAAUUCAAUAUAGAUGAAGUUUCUGCUCUGCUUGCUUAUCACGCCCUGGCCAAAUUAGCCGAACUGGGAAUGAAUAUUGAAUAUCGCAAUCAAGGUGCAGAACUAGACAAGUCUUUCACCAUAGACUCUGUACUCCUGCAACUAGGAAACAUAAUUUGCAAAUCUGGAACAACAGAUCAUUUAAUUGGAUGUAUGAAAUUAAUUCUCUUGCCCUCAUUUCCUGGCAGAAUUGGCUCUCUGAGGAAACUAUUAGCUGAACAGUGCCUUAAUCGAGUACUUGAUAACAUGUGCAACAUUGUUCAAGUAUGUCAAGUUGUCGAGAUUUUCUCAGCCAUGUCACAGCAAUCGUGGGCCGAUAAAUGCUGGGUAGGGCUGAUGGGCCGAAAGAUCGACGAAGCCGACAUUGUAAGAGUUUUCCAAAUUUUACCACUUCUGAAAGAAAGUCAGCGGGCCGUCUUCAACCAUCUAGAGAGACUCUUGGUCGCUGAAGCGAAUUUACUAGAAGAGAGAAGUGUCCUACAAAUUUUGGCCAUUGUUAACGAACUUAGAUUACCACACAGACGACUUUGCCUCCGUAUGUCUAAAUGGAUGAGACUAAAUCUCCAUACUAUGACUGAAGAUGGGAUAACAAAGAUGUUGGUGUUGUACCGCCAGAUGGAUUACUCUGAUCCCCACCUGGUCCAAGCAAUGGAACGAUUCUUCAAAUCGAGGACAAGCGGAGUGCAAGAAGAAUUGAUAGUAGCAGCAUCGGAUUAUUUUCGGCACUUCCAGUUGUGUCCCACCGUGGUUUUAAACGUGGUAGCAAACAGUUUUUCCCGUCUAGGUCAUAAAAAAUUGAGUGUCAACACUGUUGAAGCUGUCUUGACGGCAUUUGGCGUGCUUGAUUUUCAUCCUGAAAAUGACUACGCAUUCUGGUCAGCAGUUGAAGAAGUUAUCGACAAAAGACUUAUUGAAUUUCGACCGGAAUCGCUUUUGGACGUAUUCUUGUCGUGCAUUUACCUUCAACGUUAUCCAUUAAACUUCGUCCCCAGACUUUUCUCUUCGCACUUUAUCCAUCGGUUGCAUAGCCAAACGCAAGACGAGCUAAUCGAGUCAUGCCGUUCCAAGAUGAAACUGCUUGAUGCCGCCAUGAGUUUCGAAUGCGGCCAGUACGGUACAUCCCAUGUUCUACCCAAGGAUUACCAUGCAAAAGCGAUGUUGCGGGACGGACGAAUCUCUCGUGCCUCCAACCUACUGGUUACCCCACUUCAACAGAUUUGCGAACAUCGUUUCAACGUGACUCCCUCCAUCGUAUUGAGAGACCUUCCGCUGAAUCCUAUUUACGUGGUUGAUGUUUUGAUUUCACCAGCCGGUGAACCGGCCAUCUUCCGUUAUGGAUACGGUCGAACGUACGAUAACCGCAACUGCGUAGCCAUCCUUAUCCAUCCACCAGAACAUUAUGCGAUUCAUACGACCUCUAGGAAAAGACUGGUGGGCGUUCAGGCUAUGAGGCAUCGUCAUUUGGUACUAAUGGGUUUUCAACCGGUCCACUUUGACUGGCAGGAGCUCGUUUCGUUGGAGGCCAAAAAAGAAAUGCUUCAAUUGUAUCUUGAUAGUCGCGUCGCUUCUUUAUUAAAUGACUGUACGCGCUCGUAAUCGUAGGUUAACAGUUAUUUGCUGUCCGCGUGAUAUUUUCUGAAAUACAUUUCUCUGCCUCUGUAAA
Messenger RNA from Daphnia carinata, 2221 nucleotides. Its product is annotated as FAST kinase domain-containing protein 3, mitochondrial-like. Gene Ontology annotation, biological process: mitochondrial RNA processing; regulation of mitochondrial mRNA stability. The transcript has a single exon. Lineage: Eukaryota; Metazoa; Arthropoda; Branchiopoda; Diplostraca; Daphniidae. Gene Ontology annotation, molecular function: RNA binding. Gene Ontology annotation, cellular component: mitochondrial matrix; ribonucleoprotein granule. The coding region runs from base 187 to 2154 and encodes 655 amino acids. The record is from RefSeq and is a predicted model, not a curated record.